AUGCCGCGGGAUGCAGCCCCUGACGUCAUGCCCGACAUGAGCCUCUCGGCGCUCUUUGGCGUGCGUGGAAAGAUCGCGCUCGUGACGGGCGGUGCGUCAGGCCUAGGAAAAAUGAUGACAGCGGCGCUGGUCCAAAACGGUGCGCGUGUCUACAUUGCGUCGCGCAAGCUCCACGAUCUCGAAAGCGUCGCCGCAUCGAUGAACGAGACGGCUCGAGGCGGUCCGUGGCCUGCAGGCACGGCCUGCAUCCCUCUCCAAGCCGACUUGAGCUCCAAGGCCGGCUGCGAUGCGCUCGCUGCCGAGCUCGCGCGGCAUACGUCGCGUCUCGAUAUUCUCGUCAACAACUCGGGCCUCACAUGGGGCGGUCCACGCGACGACUUUCCCGAGGACAAGGGCUGGGACAAGGUGUUCCACCUGAACGUCAAGAGCCAGUUCUACCUGACGGUGGCCCUGAUCCCACUUCUCGAGCAGGGCAAGAGCAACACGCAUCAUGCCUCCGUGGUCAACAUCGCGUCUACGGCGGCUAUGAUGCCCCAGGCCAGUGGCGCUCUGUCGCAACCUGGCUCGGGCACGUACAGCUACCAGCCGUCCAAGGCCGCCUCCGUGCAUCUGUCGCGCAUGCUCGCGGUAGACCUCGCUGAGCAGCAUAUUCACGUGAAUGCGAUUUGUCCCGGCGUAUUCCCCAGUCGCAUGACGGCAUGGAGUCUCGGAGAGUUUGGCGAGGCGCUCGAGGCCGGACAGCCCACCGGGAGGAUCGGCACGCCCGAGGACAUAGGCGGCCUGCUUCUCUUCCUUGUGAGUCGCGCAGGAAGCCACGUUACAGGCGCGGCGAUUCCCCUCGACGGUGGUCAGCUCGUCCAGUUCUAUCCGCGGCUCUAA
Messenger RNA from Malassezia restricta, 879 nucleotides. RefSeq names its product NADPH-dependent beta-ketoacyl reductase. The record is from RefSeq and is a predicted model, not a curated record. The coding region runs from base 1 to 879 and encodes 292 amino acids. NCBI's taxonomy places the organism in Eukaryota, Fungi, Basidiomycota, Malasseziomycetes, Malasseziales, Malasseziaceae. The transcript has 3 exons.